Molecule: messenger RNA, 2401 nt
Organism: Drosophila hydei
Lineage: Eukaryota; Metazoa; Arthropoda; Insecta; Diptera; Drosophilidae
Gene: CaMKII
Product: calcium/calmodulin-dependent protein kinase type II alpha chain
Exons: 16
Coding region: 381-1979 (532 amino acids)
Biological process (GO): protein phosphorylation
Cellular component (GO): neuron projection; cytoplasm
Molecular function (GO): calcium/calmodulin-dependent protein kinase activity; ATP binding; calmodulin binding
Source: RefSeq, a predicted model, not a curated record
AUAUCAUAUAUAUAUACAUACAUACACAUCCAUACCUACAUAGUCGCGUGUCGCUUGUCGCAUCUCGCCUGUCUCCUAUCGCCUAUCGCCUGGUCCCGUCGAGCAAUACGAAGAUAUAUGUGCAUACAUUCUUUAAAGGAAUACACUCAUUUUAUAAUAUAAUCGAACCGGAAAACACCUACUACUUAAACAAACAACAAAAAGAAAGUAUAUAGUCGAGCACCCAAUUCAAGGAACGCAAAAGUUCUACGGCUAACCUCUCGCCGGCAAACUUCUGAAAAAAUAAUAUAUACAUAUACAACAUACAACAUAUAAAAAGUCAAUACAGAAUCUUUAAUUGAUACACACACACAAUAGAUUUUCUCAAGUGUGCCAUCGCGAUGGCUGCUCCAGCAGCCUGUACGCGUUUUUCGGACAAUUACGACAUCAAGGAGGAGCUCGGAAAGGGUGCUUUUUCCAUAGUAAAAAGAUGUGUCCAAAAGUCAACAGGAUUCGAAUUUGCGGCCAAGAUUAUAAAUACCAAGAAGCUAACAGCAAGAGAUUUUCAAAAGCUGGAACGUGAAGCUAGAAUUUGUCGAAAGUUACAUCAUCCCAAUAUUGUUCGAUUGCAUGACAGCAUACAGGAGGAAAAUUAUCAUUACCUUGUUUUUGAUCUUGUAACUGGCGGUGAACUAUUCGAAGAUAUUGUGGCACGUGAAUUUUAUUCAGAGGCUGAUGCAUCACAUUGUAUACAGCAAAUAUUGGAAUCGGUCAAUCACUGCCAUCAGAACGGUGUUGUCCAUCGCGAUCUCAAACCAGAGAAUUUACUAUUAGCAAGUAAGGCAAAGGGUGCAGCUGUGAAACUCGCGGACUUUGGUCUAGCCAUUGAAGUGCAAGGUGAUCAUCAAGCCUGGUUUGGAUUUGCGGGCACUCCAGGGUAUUUGUCCCCGGAGGUAUUGAAGAAAGAGCCAUAUGGCAAAUCGGUAGAUAUAUGGGCAUGUGGCGUUAUACUCUACAUAUUAUUGGUUGGAUACCCCCCGUUCUGGGACGAGGAUCAGCACCGAUUGUAUUCGCAAAUAAAGGCUGGUGCCUACGAUUAUCCAUCACCCGAAUGGGACACUGUGACGCCCGAGGCAAAAAAUUUGAUUAACCAAAUGCUAACUGUUAAUCCAAAUAAGCGAAUAACUGCAGCUGAAGCACUUAAGCAUCCAUGGAUUUGCCAAAGGGAACGUGUGGCUUCUGUGGUGCAUCGCCAAGAAACUGUGGAUUGUCUCAAAAAAUUCAAUGCUCGUCGCAAGCUAAAGGGUGCUAUACUAACAACAAUGCUGGCAACUAGGAACUUUUCUAGCAGAAGCAUGAUCACUAAGAAGGGCGACGGUUCUCAAGUGAAGGAAUCAACUGAUUCAUCGAGCACAACUCUAGAGGACGAUGAUGUCAAAGAAGAUAAAAAAGGCAUCGUUGAUCGCAGUACCACAGUCAUAUCCAAAGACCCAGAAGAAAUAAGGAUUGUGUGUCCUGCAAAAACUUGCCAACAAAUGUCAGGAAACUCUUCGCAAUGCUCUUCAGCAGCCAGACGACAGGAAAUAAUUAAGAUCACAGAGCAACUGAUUGAAGCGAUCAACAGCGGGGACUUCGACGGAUAUACUAAGAUAUGUGAUCCGCAUUUAACUGCUUUCGAGCCAGAAGCAUUGGGCAAUUUGGUUGAAGGAAUCGACUUUCAUAAAUUCUAUUUUGAAAAUGUGCUAGGUAAAAAUUGCAAAGCCAUUAAUACAACAAUAUUAAAUCCCCACGUACAUCUAUUGGGGGAAGAAGCCGCUUGUAUCGCCUAUGUAAGACUUACACAGUAUAUCGAUAAGCAAGGACAUGCACACACCCAUCAAUCGGAGGAGACUCGCGUUUGGCAUAGGCGCGACAACAAAUGGCAGAAUGUUCACUUUCAUCGAAGCGCAUCUGGAAAGAUUAGCGGGGCAACGACUUUCGAUUUUAUACCACAAAAGUAGAUAGCGAUAUAGAGUGAGCGGAAAGAUUUCAAUGAUAAAGUGGGUCAAUGAACUUAUGUGUGUGUAUUAAAUUUUCAAGUAAGCAGCAUAGAUCUGAACCAAAAAUAUGAAGAGAUUAUGGAACACUUACGCUUUUUCCCCAUAUUAUUUUUGUACACUCCAUUUCAAUUCAAUUCGAAAAAAGAAGAAUAUAAAUUUAUGUAAUAUCUAUUUUCAAAAUAUAUUGAGCGUAUGUGUAAGCCGAAAUAUUUGCGAGUACGUACUGCAUAAAACAAAAAACAACAACAAAACAAAUAGAAUGUUAUUAAUAAUAUGUUCAGGUAUAAACAAAGAAUUUCACUAUCCAAAAAAAAGAUAUAUGGAAAAGAGUAAAAACGAAUUACAAUUUGUGCCCAAAUAUCAAGAAGAAAGGGGGAAAAAGA